AUGUAUCUUAAACAAAGACUUCCUCUUCCAAUAAAUUUUAAUCCUGCUUAUAUUUUUCCUCAUCUUGAAUUUAAAAAUGAACAAGAACAAAUAAAUUAUGCAUCAUUAUUAAUUAAAGGAUUUUUGGAUUUUAGAGAAAAGGUGGAAAGAAAAAAAAUUCCUUUAGAAACUGUUCCGGAUAGAUUUAUUGGUGGGAAAUCUGUCCCCAUGUGUAUGGACCAAUAUGAAAGAAUAUUUAAUUUCUACAGACAACCAUCAUUUAAUGAAGAUAUUUUAUUUGAUAAAAGAAGAAUAAAUAAAAAACAAUUAAUUGAACAUAUAUUAAUUUUAUAUAAAAAUCAACAAUUUAUUUUAUUUAUUAAAACAAUUGAAGGAAUUUUAAUUAAUUUAAUUCAAAUAAUUGAACAAUUGAGGAAAAUAAUGGAAAUGGCUAAAAAUAGAAAUAUUCAAAAUAUAAUACCUAUUGGGGGUGCUGGAACUGGGGGAAGGGAUAGAGCUGCUAAAUUUUGGGAAGAAAUGAAUAAUGAUCAAACAAAUCAAAAUUCACUUGAAUUAGCACGUUCUUCAAUUUUUGUUUUAUGUCUGGAUGAUGAAAAUAUUGAGAAUAUUGAUAAUAAUUUAAAUCAAAUGGAAAUUGAUGGAAUGCAAAUACUUUAUGGAUUUGGGCCUAAAUAUAAUGGACUUAAUAGAUGGUUUGAUUCAACUAUUCAAUUAAUUGUAUCUAAAAAUGGAUGUUGUGGAACUUGUAUAGAACAUUCUAUUGCUGAAGGAAUUGUGCAUAUUAAAAUGACUGAAGAAGCUAUGAGAUAUGCUAAUAAUAAUUUUGAUUUAUUAAAUAAAAAACAAAAAGAACAAAAAUGUAAAAAUAAUUUAACAAUAAUCGAGCCAAAACCCCUAAGUUGGGUAGUCAGUGAAAAGGCUAAUUUACUACUUGGAGAGCAAAUUGUUGAAUUUGAACAAUUAACUAAUAAUCUUCAAUUAAAUUUAUUACAAUUCAAUGAGUUUGGGAAAGAUUCAAUAAAAGGUUGGGGUGUUAGUCCAGAUGGGUUUAUGCAGUUAUGUAUGCAAUUAGCACAUUUUAGAUUACAUGGUUAUUUAGUAAAUAGCUAUGAAUCUGCUACAAUGAGAAGAUUUAGGUAUGGGAGAGUUGAUAAUAUACGUGCAGCAACACCUGAAGCUUUAAAUUGGGUAAAAUCAAUGAAUAAUCCAAAUGAAGAAAAAAAAAGGAAAAGAAUUUUACUUAAAAUGGCUUUUGAUAAACAAUCAUUAAUUACUAAAGAGAAUUUAAUUGGCAAUGGAAUUGAUAAUCAUUUGUGUGCAUUAGAAGUUUUAAGUCGCGAAGAAUUUGGUUCUGAAAAUUUCCCAGAAAUAUUUCAGGAUGAAAUGUGGAAGGAAAUGAUGCGUUUUCCUUUAUCUACUAGCCAAGUCAGUACUUCUCCAGAAUUUAUUAAUUGUUAUCUUUAUUAUGGCCCUGUAGUUGAUGAUGGAUAUGGAUGUGCUUAUAAUAUACAACCAAAUUCUUUAAUGUAA
Messenger RNA from Meloidogyne enterolobii, 1530 nucleotides. Lineage: Eukaryota; Metazoa; Nematoda; Chromadorea; Rhabditida; Meloidogynidae. The record is from the annotation of a GenBank genome assembly.